Racocetra persica is the source of this 138-nucleotide messenger RNA. NCBI's taxonomy places the organism in Eukaryota, Fungi, Glomeromycota, Glomeromycetes, Diversisporales, Gigasporaceae. The record is from the annotation of a GenBank genome assembly.
UUAAUACAUGCUAUAAAAUGGUGGGUAAAAAUGGAACACGAUAUUGAAUCGGGUGAGGAAAUACAAGAUGCAAUAAAGGAUCUGGCAAAAACUCACAUUGCAAAUAUUAUACCUAAUCAUGGAGAUUUGUAUAUUUGA